Messenger RNA from Impatiens glandulifera, 1681 nucleotides. RefSeq names its product double-stranded RNA-binding protein 1-like. The record is from RefSeq and is a predicted model, not a curated record. Gene Ontology annotation, biological process: regulation of gene expression; rRNA processing. Lineage: Eukaryota; Viridiplantae; Streptophyta; Magnoliopsida; Ericales; Balsaminaceae. Gene Ontology annotation, molecular function: double-stranded RNA binding; ribonuclease III activity. Gene Ontology annotation, cellular component: nucleus. The transcript has 6 exons. The coding region runs from base 280 to 1431 and encodes 383 amino acids.
UUAAAUAAGAGAGUAAACCCUUACUCCCUAUGUCUACUUGGGGACGAUGAUACUCCCGUUUACUGAUGCUUUCACACUUCAGCUUCCAACAGCCGUAACUUCCAUCGCACCUGCAACCUUCAGUCGGUAGCUUAAGCUAGCAGCAAUCGUUUUUUUUUGCAACCGAACAGAAUGAUUUCUAGCUGAAUUUGGGUGGUUUAAACUAAUAAAUUUGCGGAAAAUAUAACGUUAUAUUUUGGAUUGAAGAAUAGGGGUGACUCUUUAUAUGCUCAUCUCACCAUGAACUCUGUAGAAAUGUCAGCCAAUGAUGGUUCCCAAGAUGUUUCAAAAUGUUUUGUUUUCAAGAGUCGUCUGCAAGAGUAUGUACAGAAAGUUGGACUUUCUACCCCAAUAUACGAGACCAUUAAAGAAGGACCACCCCAUGAACCUUCGUUUAGAUCCACUGUGAUCGUGAAUGGCGUUAGAUAUGAUUCUUUGUCGGGUUUCUUCAAUCGUAAAGCUGCAGAACAAUCAGCUGCUGAAGUUGCUUUGGUGGCAUUUGCCCAAAAUGAAGAUAAGAAUGACUGCAUCUCUCUUCCAGUGAAUGAGACAGGCUUGUGCAAAAAUCUCCUCCAAGAAUAUGCACAAAAGAUGAACUACGCGAUGCCAACCUAUUCAUGCAAGAAGUACGAAACACCUGCAAAAAUGAUUCUGUUUUCUUGUACUGUCGACAUUGGAGGUAUUAACUAUAUAGGAGCCGCAUCAAAGACAAAAAAAGAAGCAGAGAUUAAAGCUGCCAGAACUGCCCUAUUAGCUAUCCAAAUGAGUGAUGCAUCUGAAGCAUCCAGCGAGAGACCUUUUGUCAAUUCCAUGUACACAGUCCUUCCAUGCAGAAAGAAAGGAAAAGAUUUUGGAAUCAGUUCUCCCGAAAUCCCUAAUAUUCUCAAAAGCAAGAAAAAAAAAUUCAAAAAGAAACCUCCACGAAAGAGGCGGCCUGGACCGAAAAGCCAGAAGAAGCAAUUCCAGGAUGGAGGCAGUUUGGAUCAGUUUUCUUGUGGAGAGCCAAAUGGGACACAGUUACAGGUACCGAUUUCUUAUCAUGAAGGUAAUUCUGGAGUUCCUAACGAUGUAAUGCUCUCGUUUCACGGAGAUGGUCUGCCAACUUCUUUUCUCAAUGAGCAACAACUCCAACUCCAGGCGUUUCCAAACAAAGCUGAUUCUACCCAAGAAAUUGUGGCCGUAGAUACUAUCCCAUUCCAAGACAAUCACAAAGAUCCACCGGUUUGUAGUGAUUUGGAUACGGCACAAACACAAGUUAUUGUGGCCAUGGAUCCGAUCACAUUCCAAGACAAUCACAAAGAUCCACCUGUUUGUAGUGAUUUAGAUACAGCACAAACACAAGUUAUUGGGGAGUUGAGUUCAGUUUCGGCAUACGAGAAGAUUGAAGGGUAAGAAAUGAAUCCUUUUUUAAGGGUAUAUUUAUUUUUGGGGUAUAGAGGAGGAUAACAUGAUUUCUCCUUUACAUUAUAAAAAAGGGAACUAUUUGCUGUUUUGCUAUGGGUAUUAAUUAUUUGUAUUUGCUAGAACCGGAAUUAUGAAUCUUCCUUAUGUUAUAUUUGUGUUUUAAGCUAUGAACCAAGUUUGGAUGGAAUUAUGAAUUUAUUUUAUGCAUAUUUGAAGAUUUAGUGACAUAUGAAUAGUA